Molecule: messenger RNA, 864 nt
Organism: Spodoptera litura
Lineage: Eukaryota; Metazoa; Arthropoda; Insecta; Lepidoptera; Noctuidae
Source: RefSeq, a predicted model, not a curated record
AUGGGAGAAAAUACAGACGACAAUAAAAUUGAAAACCGGGAUCAAGAUGAAAAUUUUGAGUUCAAAUACAAUUUUUUUAAUUUACCAUGGGAUGAUCGCUCGAAUAAAAGUAAAUCUGGAAUUGUCAUUCUGCUGAUUGCUAUAUUUGUAGCAACAAUGGCCCUGGUUGUAAAUAGUUUCAUAAUGCAUUAUCGAGGUUUCGAGCAAAUUAAGAAAUACUCAAAUCUUAGUGAACUAUCAUGCUUUCGAGUGAAAAUGGAUGACUACCGUUUCGUAGCAAGAAUUCAUUCCGUGAGCACGCAGCAGUUGUUAUGUCUCGGUGCAGUUGUGAGCAAGAGUUCAGUUCUAGCAAAUGGAGUAUGUGUUAAGUCUGGACCUAUACGAAUAUAUUUAGGCAGCAUGUCAAAUCCUCGUUGCAAGAAAGGCUUUUCCAUCGACCUCUUUGAAUCAAUGUAUCAUGUUGGAGUGUUUUCGAAAAAGCUAGUGCUCCUAUCUAGUUAUGAAAGCAUACAGGGGUGCUCAGAAACGAUAAAGAUCGGUAACAAUUUAGAUUGGACCCAAAAAGUUCACAUUAUCGGACGACCACACUCUGUUGGUAGAACUUUCUCGCGACAGCAUGCGUCUUUGGCUCGCAAAGAAUACGUAGAUACAAAUUCCAAUCAGCAUUUGAAGUCAAAUUAUACUAUAUGCGUGAGGGACCUGGCGGCAUGUCCAAUUCGUGCAGGUGAUUUGAUGCUGCAGAACGGGAAACUGUUUGGUUUGGCUUCUACUAGCGUCCAGCGAUUCGGAGAGGCUUGUUUUGGUGAUUUAAGUGUCGUCAGCCGAGAGUUAAAGGAGAUGGAUGCAGAUAUAGUAAUAGAAUAG